Messenger RNA from Acanthisitta chloris (rifleman), 2155 nucleotides. RefSeq names its product DnaJ (Hsp40) homolog, subfamily C, member 16 (gene DNAJC16). The transcript is spliced from 13 exons. The annotation marks the transcript as partial. NCBI's taxonomy places the organism in Eukaryota, Metazoa, Chordata, Aves, Passeriformes, Acanthisittidae. The record is from RefSeq and is a predicted model, not a curated record.
GCACCCUGACAAAAACAAGGAUCCAGGAGCAGAGGAUAAAUUCAUCCAAAUCAGCAAAGCCUACGAGAUUCUCUCCAACGAGGAAAAGAGGGCAAACUUUGACCGCUAUGGAGAUGCUGGGGAAAGCCAAGGGUUCUCUCAGCAGCAGCAUCGCCAGUUCCAUCGCUUCCACGACGGCUUCUACUUCGACGAGUCCUUCUUCCACUUCCCCUUCAACUCGGAGAGACGCGACGCCUCCGACGAGAAGUAUUUGCUCCACUUUUCCCAUUACAUCAAUGAAAUCGUGCCAGAUAGCUUCAAGAAACCUUACCUCAUUAAAAUCACCUCUGACUGGUGCUUCAGCUGCAUCCACAUCGAGCCUGUGUGGAAGGAAGUCGCUCAGGAAUUGGAGGCACUGGGAGCGGGAAUCGGCGUCGUGCACGCAGGGUACGAGCGGCGCCUCGCCCAUCACCUGGGUGCCCACAGCACUCCCACCCUGCUGGGGCUCAUCAACGGCAAGAUAACCUUCUUCCACAGCGCUGUUGUGCGGGAAAACCUGCGGCAGUUUGUGGAGAACCUUCUGCCAGGGAAUCUCGUGGAAAAGAUUACAGAUAAAAACUACGUUCGCUUUCUCUCCGACUGGAAGAAAGACAACAAGCCCCAUGUCCUGCUGUUUGAUCACAUGCCAGUUGUGCCAUUAUUAUACAAGCUGAUUGCCUUUGCCUACCGAGAUUACCUGUCCUUUGGCUAUGUGUACGUGGGACUCAGAGGCACUGAAGAGUUGUCCAGUCAGUACAACAUCAACGUCUACACUCCCACCAUGAUGAUCUUCAAGGAGCACAUCGACCGACCUGCUGAUGUUGUGCAGGCACGAGAGAUGAAGAAGCAGCUGAUUGAUGACUUCCUUUCCCAGAAUAAGUUCCUCAUGGUGGCCAGACUCACCAGCCAGAGGCUGUUCCAGGAGCUGUGUCCUGUCAAGAAGUCUCACCGUCAGCGAAAGCACUGUGUGAUCUUGCUCACUGGGGAAGGAGAGAAGUUUGCUGAGGCUUAUGAGGCCUUUCUGGCUUUUGCUGUGGCCAACACCAAAGACACACUCAAGUUUGUGUACGUCUAUAACGAUCGGCAGCCGGAAUUUGCAGACGCCUUGCUGAUGGAUCGGGGAAAAUCAGGGGUGGUCAUUCUGGAGAGACGCAAUAACGCAGGGAAGAUCGUCUACAAAGCCUUGGAGGAGCCCUGGCAAGGCAGCAAGGAGGACAACUUCAUCCUCCUGGAUCUUCUGGACCAGCUGAGGACAGAUCCAGGCCUGCUCUCCUCAGAGACUGUCGUGGCUGACCUGAACGAUGAGCUCGCUCCUGUGUUCCUUAUCCGAUGGUUCUACUCCACACUGGACUACAUUUCGGACUGCUGGGACAGUUUGUUUCACAGUAACUGGCGAGAAAUGAUGCCACUGCUGUCCUUGCUCUUCUCCGCACUCUUCAUUCUCUUUGGCACCGUCAUCGUUCAGGCUUUCAGUGAUUCAAGUGACACAAGGGACUCUCAGCCCUCUGAGAAGGAAGAAACCGCCGCAAAGACGGAGAAGAACGACGCGAGCUUCAGCAAAGAGAGUAACAGGAUUCCCAAAAAGGGCUUUGUCGAGGUGACUGAGCUAACAGACAUCAACUACACCAGUAACCUGGUGCGCCUGAGGCCAGGGCACAUGAAUGUCGUCUUGAUCCUGUCCAACUCCACCAAAACUCCUCUGCUCCAGAAGUUUGCCCUGGAAGUCUACACGUUCACAGGGAGCAGCUCUCUUCAUUUCUCCUUCCUCAGCCUGGACAAGCACCGAGAGUGGCUGGAGUACCUGCUGGAGUUUGCCCAGGAUGCAGCCCCCAUCCCAAACCAGUACGACAAGCAUUUCCUGGAGCGCGACUACACGGGCUACGUCCUGGCCCUGAACGGCCACAAGAAAUAUUUCUGCCUCUUUAAGCCUCACAGAGCAGGGGACGAGGGGGGAACCCUGGGGUCAUGUGAGGAUUAUGAUGCCUCGCUACACGCAGAAGCCAGAGGGAAACCCUCCUGCAGCCCAGGAUCUAGAUCCAUUAAAAACAAAUUACACAAAUUGUCCUUUUGGAUGGAACGCCUUCUAGAGGGUUCCUUACAGAGGUUCUAUAUCCCCUCGUGGCCCGCGCUAGACUGA